AAAUAAGGGCUAAAAUAAUUGUCUGAAAUCUAGGUUCUAUUACACAGAUACGAUUUAUUGUUUAAACUCGAAUGACCUUUAAAAUUUCAGUAUUCCAUUGUCUCAUCGCGCAGUAAAUCGAGUUUAAACGUACACGUUAAAAUCAAACGUCUCUGACCAAUGUGAGGCUUAUAUUUACAUUAUAUUCAAAUAUUUAGCAAAAUAAAAAUUUGUACACGAAGCUCUUCAAGAUGAAAAUGGAGAAGAGCUUUGAUGAUACUUUCGAUGUAUUGAAAGAAGCAUGUACAAAACUACAAAAACUUUGGGAUCGGAUUGGCUAUAGUGAAGAAGCAAAGGGAUAUUUCUGUACCACUGUACAUAAUCAUGUAACGGAGUUACUGAAGGAGAUGGUAAAAGAAACAACAGAGAAGGAACAAUUAUUUAUACAACAAAUCCAAGAUUUAAAUCUCAAGAAAAAAGAGUUGUCCAAGGAACUUCAAUUGGAAGACAACAGCAUCGAUGAAGAAUAUGUGAAUCUAUUGCCAAUGCGUAACUCAUUAGAAUCUGAAGUUGAUCAUCUGCGUUCCAUUAAAGAUCGGAGACUUAAAUAUUUCCAUGAGUUACUAGAAACUGAACUUGAAAUUUGCGACAGUCUUGGUACAUCGCCAAGGGAAUUACAUUCUGUGGUUCCAACUGAAGAGGAGCUUCAAGAAUUUAAAGAAUAUUUGGAGCAACAGAAAACUGAGAAGAAUCGACUAGAAAGUAUAUUCCGAGACACGCGACGCGCAAUUAUUAAAAUGAUGGAUGAAUUACGAAUCACACCGUCGUUGGAUUUUGAACGUGUUGUGUGUAACGAUGAUGAGAAUUUCGUUUACACAAGCACUAACAUGGCCAAUUUAAAGGAACUUCGAGACAGUCUGAAAGAACAGGUUGAAGAGGCCAAAUUUCAAGCUCAACAAAAGAGGGAGGAAUUGAUAACUUUAUGGAAAUAUUUAGAAGAGCCUCAACAUUUGUGCGAAAAAUUUCUCCAGACGUAUCCCGAUUACAAUGUCACAACUUUAACUGCUCUGAACGAUGAAAUUAAGCGAUGUAAAGAAAAAAGGACUGAGAACGUGGCAAAGUAUAUAAAAAAAAUUCGAUUACAAAUACAGGAUUUAUGGGACUUAUGUAAAUAUAGUGAAGAACAGCGAAAGGAAUUUGUUUUCUUUCAUUCGGAAGUGUAUACAGAGGACUUAUUGCUCCAUCACGAAUUGGAAGCUGAGCAACUUCGCAAGUUUUAUGAAGCUAAUAAGUCAACAUUCGAACUUUUGGUAGAGCGACAAAAUCUGUGGGAAAAAAUAAAAGAAUUAGAACAGCGCGCUAGUGAUCCGGGGCGCUAUAAUAACCGCGGUGGGCAGCUGCUUGCUGAGGAAAGGGAACGUAAACAAAUUCAAAAGAAAUUACCAGUAAUCGAGGAAAAGUUAAAUAACUUUGCUGACAGAUAUGAAGAAAAAAAUGGAACCGUAUUCACUGUUAACGGAGUACCAUUAGCUGACUUUCUUAAACAGACAUGGGAAGAUUACGAGAAGUCGAAGGCUUCCAUGAAAGAAGCUAGAAAGCAUGCAAAGGAUCAAAAUAAUAAAACACAAUUAGGCUCUGCGAAACGUACACCAGGCAGAACUGGUGUGGCCGGUUUAACACCGGCUUCAUCAAAGCGGAAGCUGCCUUGCGAACCCACUCCAUCUUCAAUAAGUUCCGUGCAUAAGAAACGCACUGCAAGCAGUGACAAAAAUCGUCCGAAAGUGAUUUCCGCAAAGAUAAAAAAAGGCAGUAGGGCAUCGCGGAGAAUAUUCAACAAUUCUGGAAACAGGAAUUCCCAAACAAUGCCAUCUGAAAAAAGACGUAAGAGAAAGUCCAGUUCCAUGAAUGUGACAGAUACAUCGUAUGGACGUUUUCAAGAGCAUUUGGAGCAAAGAGAAGAACUGCGAAGCUCUUUUUUGCCAGAACAUUUACUGAAUAAUGUAACCAACAAACAGAAAUCGAAAACACCAGUAAAAACGCCAGUAAAACCAUUGAGAGCGAGCCGCCUGACUGUUCCAAGUCCGCGACAUAAUUUUAAUACGCCGAAUAAAUCACAAAGUCGAGUAGGAAAUCAAUCUGUAUCUCGUACACCGCGCAGCCCAAGAAUAGUCACCACGCCACGACUUGCCACCGCACCCAGUAAUUUGCCUAUUAUUUUUUAACGCCGUUAAAUCUUAUGGGAUUAUAAUAUUUAAAAUCAGAGGAUACAAAACAUUUUUUUAACCCUGAUAUCAACAAAAUAUAUAUAAGCUUUGAUUAAGAUAGAGAUAUCUAAGUUUUAAUUUAUGAUAGUAACCCUUUUAUAUUAUGUUAAAUGGAAAAAAAAGUUCUAAAAAUUGAUAUCGACAAGAAGACAUUGCUUAUAUUACUUUAUUAUUUAACAAUUUUCUAUUGCGUAGCUGUGCAACGCACUUUAUAUAAGAUGUGAAAAGUAAUUUUAUUCUUACAAAUAAGUAUAAGUCCUAUUAAUAAGUGCAAAUGCGGCAACUUGUUUUUUAACGAAAGAAUGUAUGAAAUUAAAAAAUAAUUCGUCAACAAU
Molecule: messenger RNA, 2578 nt
Organism: Cephus cinctus (wheat stem sawfly)
Lineage: Eukaryota; Metazoa; Arthropoda; Insecta; Hymenoptera; Cephidae
Product: protein regulator of cytokinesis 1
Exons: 11
Coding region: 231-2201 (656 amino acids)
Biological process (GO): microtubule cytoskeleton organization; mitotic spindle midzone assembly
Cellular component (GO): cytoplasm; spindle; mitotic spindle midzone
Molecular function (GO): microtubule binding
Source: RefSeq, a predicted model, not a curated record